Messenger RNA from Cordyceps militaris CM01, 1026 nucleotides. RefSeq names its product SAM-dependent methyltransferase. Bases 1 to 1026 code for a protein of 341 amino acids. The record is from RefSeq and is a predicted model, not a curated record. The transcript is spliced from 5 exons. NCBI's taxonomy places the organism in Eukaryota, Fungi, Ascomycota, Sordariomycetes, Hypocreales, Cordycipitaceae.
AUGAACUAUGACUGGAUCCUGGACGGGGGUUACCUCCCCCACGUCGUGAUCCGCACCGGCAUCCGGCGCCUGCUCCGGGACCGCCUGGCCUCCAUCGCCGCGCAGUCCACGACGGCCGCCACGCAGGACAAGAUGGCCUACGUCGCCAAGCUCAAGACGCAGCCCAUGGCCGUCGCCACCGACACGGCCAACGAGCAGCACUACGAGGUCGGCACCGGCGUGCUGGCCGCCUGCCUCGGGCCCCGCAUGAAGUACUCGUGCUGCCGCUACCCGACUGGCACGGAGACGCUGGCCGAGGCCGAGGUCGCCAUGCUCGACGAGUACAUUGCCAAGGCCGAGCUCAAGGACGGCAUGGAGAUUCUGGACCUGGGCUGUGGUUGGGGCUCGGCAUCGCUGUGCUUUGCCGAGAAGCUACCCGCGGCCAGGAUUACCGCCUUCUCCAACUCCAAGACGCAGAAGCAGCACAUUGACGGCGAGGCGAAGCGCAAGGGCCUGACGAACCUGCGCGUCCUGACCGGCGACGUGGUCGACUACGAGUUCGAGUCUGAGAAAUUCGACCGCGUUGUGUCCAUCGAGCUGUUUGAGCACAUGAAGAACUACGAGCUGCUGAUGCAAAAGGUGGCGCGCGCCCUCAAGCCCGGCGGCAAGCUGUUUGUGCACAUUUUCGCGCACGCCACCACGCCCUACGACUUUGAGGACGGCUGGAUGGCGACGCACUUCUUCACCGGCGGCACGAUGCCCUCGGCGGACCUCUUGCUGUAUUUCCAGCGCGACCUGGUCCUCCAGAACCAGUGGUGGAUCAACGGCGGGCAUUAUUCCAAGACGUGCGAGGAUUGGCUGUCGUGCAUGGCCAGGAACAAGAAGCAGAUGUGGCCGCAUCUGGUCGAGACGUACGGGGAAAAGGACGCGCAGACGUGGUACAAUCGAUGGCAGAUCUUCUACCUCGCCUGCUCGGAACUUUUUGCCUAUGCGGGAGGGGAUGUCUGGGGCGUGUCUCAUUACUUGUUUGAGAAGCGCGCCUUGUAA